Molecule: messenger RNA, 4413 nt
Organism: Lates calcarifer (barramundi perch)
Lineage: Eukaryota; Metazoa; Chordata; Actinopteri; Centropomidae
Product: microtubule-associated protein 1B
Exons: 17
Coding region: 321-3647 (1108 amino acids)
Source: RefSeq, a predicted model, not a curated record
UCAGGGGAAACAGCAAAGCGAUCUCGCAGUGCGCGGGUAUUUACAAAUUGUAAACAGCGCCAUUGUUUUGCUAACGCUAACGUUGCUAACGUUAUCAAGUGAGCAAAAUAGCGGGUCUACUGGUCUUCACAUGAUUGUAUACUUGUUCCUACCGUGAUUUUUUGCUGAGUGGAUUCUGGUGAAUGCAUUCUAGGGGGGAAUUAAAAACGAGGAUUUAUUGAAAACGAGAUGAUAGCUACCUAGCGGUUAGCUUGGGUCCCGCUGUCGGAAACAAUCGUCUAACGUUACCGUUAAAAAGAAAACACAGCUGGCUAUCAUAAAUGGAGACAAAGUACCCUACACUGAGGAGACCAAAGAGGAAGCUCUGCUACUUUACAAGCAAAGAAAGUCUGCCUAAACAAUGGACAGAACCGCUGACAUUGGAAGAUGUUGACAGGAUGUUUGAUGACUUGGAUUCAUCCUCACAAGACAAUGACCUGUGUCCCCCAUCUCCUCUGCUCCAGACCUCUGACACCGAGACAAACCAGAAUGAGAGAGAGGCUUCACCAGUCCUGCAGGAGGAACACUUGACUAAAAAACUUCCAACAUGCCAAAUGGGUCCUGGAGGAGAUGUCCUGCCUCCUGCAGCAAGAUCACCCUGUCCUAACCUGGAUAUUGAUUUGGACACCCCAUUCAAAGUACAUGAGCCAGUAAAGACAUCCAGCCCCAUUGAAGAAAAUGCGGUUGUACAUGGUGUAGAAGAGGAGGACGGUGAAAAAAAAGUUGUAUCUCCAAUUCUCUUUGACUGCGAAGAUGAAGGAAAAGAGGAGGCAAAGAUGGAGCCUCUAACCAUCCAGAAGCCCCACUGCAAUGGGCACGUCACAGAGGAAAAUGAAGAGUUGGAGUCUCCUCCAGGCAAAGUUACUCUUACCAAGCUCAUGAUACCCAGUCACAAAAAGAAGCUGGUGAUGUCAUGCAAAGAGAGUCUGCCAGUUAAAGAAAAAACAGACAAGAAACCUAAAACAGUGGGCAAAAGAAAAACCCCAAGGCAAGAAAACAUAGCUCCACCUGUUUCAGCGGUGAGGCAGGAGCCUGAAGUCGCAGCUCCUGAGAAACACUCAAGAAGCGUUCAUAGCCAGCUUCCAGCAGAGAUGUCUGCCCGUGUGGGAAAAGACAUGACUUCUUUUCUACAGAAGCUUAGAGAUGCUGGACAAUCCAAACCUGCAUGCUCCAGGAAGUUGCUGUCACCAGUAAAAGUUCCCACCCCUCCUCCUGAGACAGAGGAUGAUUUCCUCAUUUUGGAGGAUGAUACACCUCUUUGGAUUUCCAUCCCAAAUAAAGCUGCCCCCAGUAAGAAACAGAAGCAGACCAGAAGUUCCAGCACAGACAAAGACACUUCAACAGACAAGGGGACGAAGGAAAAUCCACUAGAGACGGCACAAAAAGAGGAGGACUCAGAAAAGGCCAAACAGGGAAUUCAGCCUGUUAAUGAGAAAAUGAAAAAGAAGAGACGGAGAGAGAAGAAGAAGAACGAAGAGGCUUUGCCUGGUAAUGAUAAGUUUUCCAGCCCUGAGGAUGUUCCUGCAGGUGACUUGGUGGAACAAGAGAAACCAAAUCAAAAGAAACACCGGCAGCCCAAACCGAUUCCAUUGGAAAAGAGUGACGAGGCAGAGGAGGAACCUCAAGACGUGGCCAACAGGGAACCAGAUGAAGAGAAACCCUCCCAGAAAAUAGAAAAGAAGACUCGGAGGUCCUCUAAGCUGAAGAGCUCAAAGUCUUCAAAAGAUGGGAGAGAAAAAGCCAAGUCAGGCAGGGCUAAGUCAUUAAAGGGGGCCAAAAAAGUCACACAGGAAUCUGAAGACAUAAAGGAGAUGGUGUAUGAUGAAGCUGUGAAGGAUCAGAACAACCAGAAGCUUGCAGAUGUUGAAGACUUGUGUUCUCUCUCAGACAAUGAAAUCAUAUAUUCAGAUGCACAAACAGCAAAGGAUUUAGAAGAUGGAAAGGCUGAACAGAACAGACUGCCGGUAGUUUCUCAAGGGAGUUCAUCUGAAGAAGGUCAGGUUCUUGGGAAACGGAAGAGAAAACAGACUGGACAGUGGUGGUUGUGCACCCCUCCGUGUACAGAAGAAACAGCGAUUUCAGACAACCAGCCCACACUCAAGAAGUCCAAACAGCACAAGAAAGAGCCGAGAGCAGCAGAACCUUCACCUGUAAAGGCUGAGAAGGACAGAGUCUUAAAGAAAAGUUACCAGAAACAGUCUGCACCGUCGUCUAGUCAUAACACAGUUAAAGCUAAAAAAGAAAAGAAAACCAAACAGUACAAAAACCGACCUGUAAGAGAAGACACGCCAGGCAGGAUGAAAGCAACAGAUGAAGUAUUUCACGUUACUGAGGCAGAGCAGGUUGAAGAGGAGCAGCAGGAGGAAGAAGAGGUGGCCCCAGACCAGGACCUGGAUCCUGUGCAGUCGAGCCCUUUGGUCUUUACACACAGAGACCUCAGUCUGAACUCUGGUAACUCAGGAGAUCAGGUGUUUCAGAGAGUCUACCAACAUGUCUCUAAUGAUAAAAAGUCCAGCACACCAGCCCCCGUCACUCCCAGAAGGCCCCAGGAGCAGCUCAGGGCAGCAGAAUUACAGAGGAGGACGAGGAAACCUCCUGGUAACUGGUGGAUGGCUAAUGGCACGUCUGAUGACAGGGAGAGCAUCUCUUCACAACCUCAGCAGUUUAAUCCUAAGGAGCCCAAACCUCGUAAGGAAAGAAAAAAGCGUGGUAGAUCUCCUCGACUUGGAACCCCCAAAAAUGGCAACAUGGCAGUCUCAUCAAAACCACCGGGGGGAGCUCAUGUAUCUCCUCUGAAAGUGAAGCCACUGUCCGCUCCAAAGACUAUCAAACGCUCUCUGGCCACAUUUAAAGACAUUUUCACAUCAUCUGCAGAGACCCCGACUGUGGUCAGCAGAAUAGAUACAGGUCGCAAUAACAGACGUAAUGUUGCAGCCUCUGUAACACCCAGUAAGACUGAUAAAGCUGUGCUCAGCAUGGAUGCUGGUGAAUUCAGGAGCACACAGAACAGCCCCGUCGACCACGACCCCCCACAGGACAGCAAGUGUCAGCCAGAGUACACGUUUAAAGACUUAAGGAGUGGACCCUCCUCCAUGAUUGAGCUGGAACAGUAUGAGGAGAAUGACGACUUGAUUCUUCCGUCAUCCAGGGUCCAUGCUGCACUCUCUUUAUCAGAUCUUUGCGCUCCUCCUCUCAAACCACUGACUUUACAGCCAAAGGAUAAGGCCAACCUGACAGAGUGGUUUAAGAGUCUCUGGUCUCCCACUGUCGACAAUGGUGCUGAGAUCACUCCAGACCAGUUUGACUGGUACUUCUAUCAGGGCAGAGCUAUUGGCCUCCUGAUGGACCUGAACUGUGGCUCCAUCUGUAAUGGAAAGAUCCUGCUGGGCUCCUACAUGAAGAAGCCUCUCUGGGUGGAUCACAGUGCUACAACAGUUUUUAACUUAUUAACAAGCUCUGUGAGUGUAGUCAUUGAUGGCAGAGAGUCCCGCCUCAACCCAGGACAGUCCUUCAUGGUGCAAACUGGACACGCAUACAGCAUCCAGAACGUCACUGCUCAGCCUGCAGUACUGUACUUCACCAGGAUAUUAGCAGAAAGUUCAGAUUGAAGUUACCAGCUGGAUGGUUGAAAUGACCUAAAUGACCACACCUAAGUGGGUGAGAAAAACAGACUGGAAAUGUGGGACAUUCAGUUUAUAUUUAAAUUGACUUACUUUCUGUAUUGAAAUAUAAGGUGUAAAUAGAGGAAAAUGUGGCUUUGUUUUUAAUAAUCUUAUUUGAUCCUAAGCUAUGCCUCAAGUAAUUGAUAAAACAGAUUUAAAAUGAUUUGUAAAUAAAGUUUUGUGCUUUUUAUUUGAGCUUUAUUGGGUAUUUCCUAUUAUUGUGCAACUAUUGUUGUCAACCUCUAAGGGGCAGUGUACAGCUGUAAGUCUAACUGUGUUAAACGGAGAGCUGUCAGAUAUGGUUUCAGUCAGCAUGCAAAACAAAGUCCUCAUCUGUAGUUAAUGUUGUUUGGGUUUUAAAAAAUUGCAAACACUUGUGUUAAUGACUAAAUCAUCUGAACAGAAUGUCCUUUAAAGAGUUCUUGUGUUUGGCUCUGUUGAUACUUUGUCGAACAGAAUUUGCAUUGUUUCUAAAAUCUGAUGUUUUUUUUUUUUUUUACAUGUAUCACCAAGACCUGUAUAUAUUCUAGAAUAUGAUACACAGUUUGAAACAAUUUUUUAGUUAACCAAAUAUGCAGGUAUGGAGGAAGUAUUCAGACUUGAGCAGCAAUACUACAGUGUAAAAAAAAAAAAAAGCUUCCUACAAGUUUCAGAAAAUUUCUCAGUGAAAUGUAUUUAAAUUAUCAAAAGUAAAAGUGCUCAUUAUGCUGGA